Messenger RNA from Mizuhopecten yessoensis (Yesso scallop), 746 nucleotides. Its product is annotated as vesicle transport protein GOT1B-like. The coding region runs from base 56 to 481 and encodes 141 amino acids. The transcript has 6 exons. Lineage: Eukaryota; Metazoa; Mollusca; Bivalvia; Pectinida; Pectinidae. The record is from RefSeq and is a predicted model, not a curated record. Gene Ontology annotation, cellular component: membrane; endoplasmic reticulum. Gene Ontology annotation, biological process: retrograde transport, endosome to Golgi; endoplasmic reticulum to Golgi vesicle-mediated transport.
UAGUCCACUCAAGCGACAUCGUGGCGAAGGGAAGUUGGCCUACACGACUGUCAAAAUGAUGCAAAUAACAGAUUUUCAGAAAAUUGGUGUUGGCCUCGCUGGAUUUGGAGUAGCCUUCCUUUUCCUUGGUGUCUUGUUUUUCUUUGAUAAAGGUUUGCUGGCAAUUGGAAAUAUACUUUUCAUAUGUGGACUAGCUUUUGUUAUUGGUUUGGAAAGAACUGUGAAAUUUUUCUUUCAAAAACAUAAAUUGAAAGCAACAGGAUUUUUCAUUGGCGGUAUAACUAUAGUUCUGAUUGGCUGGCCAGUAAUAGGAAUGUGUGUUGAAAUGUAUGGAUUUUUUCUUUUAUUCAGUGGGUUUUUCCCGGUUGUUAUUAAUUUUUUACGACGAGUUCCAGUUUUGGGAAGUUUACUCAGCUUGCCUGGGAUACGGUCGAUUGCGGACAAACUAGGGGAAUCCAACUCGAUGAAUAACAUGGCGUAAUACACUGACAGUUAACGGACCAGUCGCGAGAUGACCCACGAAGUGAUUCUUUCGGAAACAUUGAUAAAAUGGGUCAAUAUACCAGAGACUGUAUUAUACGUCUCUGAAUAUACCCAUGAACUGACAUUAUUUUCAUCUCAUUUUCAUACAAUAACAGCUCCACUUUUCACUGAUUUUGAGUUAAACUUUUAAGUGAUUUUAACGGCACCUACUUUAAUGAAAAAUUAAUGUUUGACUAAAUGAACCAAUCCUGAAUAAAACAUAU